AUGAUUGGGGUUUUUCUACCAUACUUGAAAAAAUUCCAACGUUCCGCCGAGUCCAAUGACAUUGUCGAUCGUCUUUCAUACCAGUAUUCUGCCAUGCUGUUAGGAAUCUCUGCUGUGAUGAUGGCUGCUUCACAAUAUUUGGGAACUCCUAUUCAAUGUUGGGUUCCAGCGCAGUUCACCCGAAUGUGGGAAAAAUAUGCGGAGACCUACUGCUUUAUUAAAGGAACCUAUUUUUUGCCCAACGACACCCUUUCGGAGACUUAUUUUGUUGACAAAGAUGAAAAUCAUAUUGGAUAUUAUCAAUGGAUUCCGAUCGCAAUGUUCUUCCAAGCUUUCAUGUUCUACGCGCCAUCCGUUAUUUGGAGAAUGUUCAACGAGAGUUGUGAACUAAAAAUCAAGGAGUUUGCUGCUGCUUCUGAAGCCGCCAGAAAAACCAAGCAAACUUUCUCAAAUGACAAAGUCAUGGCCACACGUUUUGGACGAUAUUUCUACAAGAAGCUCGCGUUCCGUGGACAAGCGGAAGUUUUCAAGAAAAAAUCGACAUUCGUUUCAUCUGGGCAUUUCCUACCACUUCUCUUUAUUAUUACCAAAAUUCUCUACCUUUUCAACAUUGUCGCCCAAUUCUACGUCCUUUACGCAUUUCUCAACACUAAAAGUGUUUUCUGGGGUUUUGACACAUUCAUGGAUAUCUACAAUGGAAUGGAAUGGGAGACUAAUGGAUUAUUCCCAAGAGUUACGAUGUGCGAUUUUGCUGUUAUGCAAUUGAAUGCUGUCCAUCACCAUACAAUUCAAUGUGUUAUUGUGAUCAACAUGUUAGCUGAGAAGGUCUACAUUUUCUUCUGGUUCUGGCUUCUUUUCGCUGGAGUUUGCACAUUUAUAUCAUUGGCUUAUUGGACCAUUAGCUAUUUAACUCAAAUGGGACGUAGCUUUAUUUUCGGAUAUCUCGCCGGUACCCCACUUUUCGAAGAUGAGGAGGAAAAGAACAGCGACCUCGCUGAACGAUUCGUCGACAAAUUCCUCACUGCUGAUGGUGUAUUUAUCUGCCAAUUGAUUCAGAGCAAUUCUGGUGACUACUAUAUUACUGUUAUGCUUCAAGAAAUGUUCAGCUUGUUCAAGGCCGAUGAAGAAGAGAAAAGGCGAAGGGACAACGAGGAGCCGUCAGCUCCAGCUCUCCCUGAGCCAACAAAGGCCGUCAGCGAGCACUUGACUUCUGAAGACGAAGAUGAUGUUGAUAGUCCCGACACCACUGCCACUCUUCCACGAUAA
Caenorhabditis bovis is the source of this 1266-nucleotide messenger RNA. The record is from the annotation of a GenBank genome assembly. NCBI's taxonomy places the organism in Eukaryota, Metazoa, Nematoda, Chromadorea, Rhabditida, Rhabditidae.